Ectocarpus sp. CCAP 1310/34 is the source of this 5034-nucleotide messenger RNA. The record is from the annotation of a GenBank genome assembly. Lineage: Eukaryota; Phaeophyceae; Ectocarpales; Ectocarpaceae.
AUGAGUUCUCCCCCCCGCUGCCCGAAUUCCCAGGUCACGCGGUCGCCCAGCUACUUGAAGGGGACGGCGGGUCUUACGGUAUCGCCCUCCCCGGCGGCGGCGGCAGCGGCGGCGGUAACCGGGACUACUACCCAGCACCCCAAAGCGGUCGUCGCGCGCUCGCCCUCCUCGACCACCGUUAUGGAAAGCCCCCCCGCGCCGGUACGCACGGGCAGACCGAGCAAGCCAAGGCGGGCUGCUGCUGCUGCUGCUGCUGCCGGGGGUGGUGUGAGAGUGCCUCCGCUCGGCUGCGGUGGUGGUGGCGGCGGCGGCGGCGGCGGCGGUGUCGCCCAGGGCCAACAACUUCUGCCACCGCCGGCUCUCCGGCGGGAGGUCGGCAGCGGUUUGUUCAAGAGCGACGCCAGAAACAGCUGCGGCAAGGGCGGCGCAGGCUCAAGCGACGUUGUGGCGGUGGCGAAGAAGCCCUCGCAUUUGCGCUACCUCUCGCCCGCACGGGAGCAGCAGAAAGAAGAGAUUUUCUCUUUCGGCAGGAGCAGCAGUGGCGGCGGCAACGAAGGCGGAAAGCGAGAGAUGUUCUACUUCGGCAAGAGCGGCGGCGGGGACUUGGGGGAUACCCCGAGUACCCCGGGCCCCGGCCAGCCAGCCCCGUCGACGCCAAGGGUAGGACAACAUCAGUCGUGCCCAACGGGGACGGACGGCGAGCACCUACCUCCUGAGACACGGGGGGCGGCGAUUCCCAUGACGCCGAAGGUGGCGAGAGGUCCCGAUACUCCGGGGUACGCGUCCACCCCGUGCAUUUGCUCUCCUCCGGCCCCGCUCCAUCGCGGCAUUACCGGCAGCGGUCAGCCCAGGGCGUCCAGCAGGCUGAGCAUUGGAAUCGACUGUAGCGGCCCCAACAACGGCAGCGGCCGCCCGCCGCCGGCCGCGGCGGCGGCGGCGGCGGCGGCCGGCAAUGACGGGGGUCAGGGCUUGGCCCCGGGAUGGGCGGAGGGCGAGGAGGAUUUCAUCAGGAGUGGAACAACGGCGGCGGCGGCGGCGGCGGCGGCGGCCCGUCGCCCCGCCCGCGCUCGACGAAAAUGCCGGCUGAACCAGCGGAAACCCAACCUCGCGUACGACAGCGAUUCCUGCGGAGAAAGCGCGACUGAAGCGGAUGCCGACGGGGACGGGGCGGAGACGAGCGGCGGCCUCCGCGGCGGCUCUCAGGGCAGCGGUGGCAGCAGCGCUGCCGAUAGCUGUCGGCGGGAGCGAUCGACGAAUCGCAAGGAACAGCUGCUCGAUGCCUCUUCGUCGGAACGGUUUUCGGAAGAAUUUUGUGGCAGGGAUGGUCAAGGAGGAGGGGCUGGGCAAGGGUCGGGUGCGUGGGCAGGGGCGGGCGCGGAGGCGUGUCCCAAGGAGCGCGGGGUUAGCCGCCGCCAUAGGAGGAAGAGGAAGCCGGUCGUGCGGCGAGACGAGGAAACUUUGAUCGAUUUCAAGGACCGCAUGGCGGCCAUCACUUCCGCGACACGCCUUGCGGCGACCGCCACUGCCACCGUCACCACCAGCUCUAGGAACGCCUUCCUCAUGGCAACUCCCCCCCACCCCAUCUCGUCCUCGGCCCCGCCGCUGCCCCGCCGACGCCUCCUGAGCGCGGCGUCGCCUUCGCUGUCGCCGCCCCCUCCCGCCGCCGACGCCGCUCCCGAAGGCCGCUGCCCGUUGAGCGGUGGCGGCCCCUCGAACACGCGCAGGCCCUCGGCCGCGGACGGCUCCCCCAACCCGGCCGCGGGAAGUUCCUCGGUCGAUGCCGACAACGUCGUGGCUGGUGGUAGCUCGGAAGUUUCCUGGGGAGGCUCGUCGUCGGGGUCGGCUUGGUCCACUCCCGAGCGGCGACGGAAUGGGGAAGAGGAACCCGGCAGGGCAGCGGCAGCGGCAGCGGUAGCGGUAGCAACGGCUGGGCUGGAUGGUGGCGUCACGGCGUCGCCAAAGAGGGAGGGCGCCGCCGGGAGGUCGGCCGUGCGCCCGCCGAGGACGACGCUCAAACCUUCGGAGAGAACGGCGCUGAAGACUCGCCCGUGGCCAGACUUCGAGCGUAUCAGGUACGAGCCGCCGGAGUCAGCGGUAACAACUCCCCUGAGGCGCUCGGACUGGAAGGUGCCCCACGGCUCCGCCAUGCACGCUCUCGCCGCGGCUCUCAACGAGGCGGCCGGUAGCACUGCGUGCUCUUCGCCGCUGGACAUGCGGCAGGAGGGCCGAGAGAGCGUUCGACGGAGGUAUCAGGAGCGAGCGGACCACUUCCGGCUCAUUCAGGCGGCGCGAGAAACGUCGGCCGGCAAAGGCUCCGCCAUGCUCCUGGCGAUGCGACAGAGGCGGCAGGCGGAGGAGGACGCUCUGAGGGCCACGAGAGAGAGGGAGGCUCGCGCGGCGUGGAUAAAGGAGAGGAUCCUGAUGCGCAUGCUCGAGGGGCGUAAGGCGGCCUUUCUCGCAUGGGCCUGGCACACCAGAGUCUGCCGCAACGCGCAGCAGAUGGUCAAGUCGAGGACGGCCUCGCUCUCGCUGAAAGUUCUCACGGCGUGGAGGGGGGAGGCUAACCGAUCGAGGCGAAUUCGGGAGUUCGUCAUCAAGCACGUGAGUGGGUCGAAGCGAGCGACCUUCAUGGCCUGGAAAGAAUCGACCAGGAAGUCUGUGGCCGUGCGGAAGAUGGCGCUUUCCCAGCUGCAAGGAGGUCGGAAGUCCUGCUUCUACGCCUGGAGGAAGGCGACAAGGACCAACUUGCGCAGGCGAGAGCUCGCCCUGGAGAAAAGCGCGCUGGCCCGUUCGGCUCUCAGCGGCCUGGCGGGUACCCGAAGCCGCUUCGUGAGGUGGAGGACGUGGGCCCGGCGGAGGGCGGCAGCGCGGAGGAUGGCCCUGAGAGCGAGGGAGGCUUGGCUGCAGAGGUGCUUCCUGGCUCUGGCGGGGAACCAGCUGAGGCUCCGGCAGCGGCUCGAGGAACGACGGAUGGCCACGCUAGCGGCCGUUUUUCAGGGCUGGCGUGUCGGGCUCGGGCGCCUGCUUCGCGCCAGGCUCGCCCCCACCGCGGAUAGGGGUACCUUCACCGCAGACGACGGGGCCCCCGGCGGCGGCGGCGGCGGUGGUACCACACGUGAUGCGAGAGACGGGGCCCCUCUCUAUUCCUCGGUGGACGCUGAGGGUUGGGGGUUUGCCCCUGCCCGGGAGGAGGAGAAAACGGAGGUGUUUUCUCCCGGGAAGGGGGGGGCGGGAUCUCCCGAUAACGGAGGAGGUGGCGCCGGCGACACCACCGACCGCGGCCGCGGCAAGCGGUCGGAAGCGUUGGGGGUGGGGGGGGCGGUAGCGUUAGACAGCGAUGCUGUCUCCCCGAGCGAUGGUGGUGCUACAGGUGCGCGUGUUCUUCUUCUUCCCCCGUCUGCAUUUUUCGCCUCGGGGAAGACGCUCGUGGCGACCAAGGCGGUGGCGGACGAAGAGGUUGGCGCUUCCGUCGAGGCGGCUGGAACUGGCCGAUGGCCUGGUGGGGGUGACGAUAGUGCUGCUGCUGAGGAGGGCGGUGCGAGGGGCUCGCGCCGUGGCGCUUCGAGGCACCGGAAGAGGCGGCCGAGGAAGGGCGGCGAUGGAAGCAGCAGGAGGGCCAAAUCUCCGUGAGAGAUUUGGCGCAAGAGAAGAAGAGGAGGAAGAACUGUCGAUGUUGUGUGUGCGUGCUGUACGCCCAGUAUGACGGGGGAGCUUUCUUAUCUAGGAGGAGCUUUGUGUUGUCAAUAUAGGAGAAGAGUCUGUUGUGUGGAACGUUCGAAAGGCACCCCAUGACUACCCAAGCUUUGUUGUCUAGGAGAAAAAUCUGUUGUGUGUGUCUCGAAACGCACCCCCCAUGGCCAGGGCGAGCUUUGGUUGUCAUGUGAGUAUCGGGAGCAAUAGUGUGUUGUGUGGUGGUGUUUGGAACUUUUUCGUGUGCUCUCGAUCGAUCGAAUAAGUCGCCGUUUCGAGAGCAGCUCGACUUGGUCGGGAGCUAGUAUGUCGCAGAGCGACGAGUAACACGCUCGUGGAGUAGCUUUUGUGGUGUGUUUUUUGUUCUGUCUGCGCGAACGCGCGUAGACCUAGCGCCUCUGUUGAAAUCGAAGAGAUGGUCGGACUGGAAGGAAUGGACACCUAUUCAAUUUAGUAGUAGUGUUACAUUACAUUUGAGGACGGAUGGGGGCCACGUCGCGUGUGUUGGCCUCGUUGACCCCCUGGUCGCUUACGCUUGCAUGUAGACUUUCACUGCAUUAAUUGGGUAGGCUCGGUGGCCAUAUACGUGUUGUCCUUUUUCGGUGAAGGUUAAGGUUGGUGGUAAAGGGGUGGUUCGAUAUCGGUGUCCUCCCGUCUGGCUUCUGAAUGUACGUACGAAAUAUCAUUCCAUAUAUAUUUUUUGUCCCCGUAGGUCGCCUCCUCUAUUUAUGUUGCUUCGCGGAGACCGACACCGAGAGUUUUUCGUAACUGCGAUUUUUUUUUUCAUUGACGUCUAUGUUUUUACUCCGGGUUUUUAAGGCUUGAUGACAGAUAUAGGUGUACAGCCCAUACCCCGUGUGCGUCGGACAUUCAUGGUGCGAAAAAUUUACGUAGGGCAUCGGGGCGGGUGAAUUUGUUGGCUGGUCCAUGUUGUAUUUUUUUGCACAUUGAAUUACUUGCUGCUGUGUACUUGUUUCAAUUUUGCAUGUUUCGAUGAUGGUUGCACGUUGCUCAGAUGGUACUUUUUCGUCUCUCCGUUGGGACUCUUUCUCAUCUCUUCAUAUUUCUCUGUUUCGAGUGCUAGUGUAUGCCAUGUGACCGCGUCCACCCCACCCCUCGAGGCGAACGAAGGCCUCGGUUGCUCCGUGAGGAAGGCCUCGGUUGCUCCGUGAGGACUCCUUCCGUUGGCGCUUGCUCUGUGGUACCGUACGUCUGCGUUCGCCGCAAGGGCGGUGGUCGAGCCGGGCAGAAGACGUCUUGUGUUGCUUUAUUCUGUGUGUCUGGGUUUGUGUGUAGUCUUCAUCCACCUGGCCUGCAACAGCACCGCAAUAUGCAUUCAUGAAC